This is a messenger RNA of Musa acuminata AAA Group (dessert banana), 792 nucleotides long. RefSeq lists its product as uncharacterized. The record is from RefSeq and is a predicted model, not a curated record. The coding region runs from base 95 to 541 and encodes 148 amino acids. Gene Ontology annotation, molecular function: actin binding. Lineage: Eukaryota; Viridiplantae; Streptophyta; Magnoliopsida; Zingiberales; Musaceae. The transcript is spliced from 5 exons.
CUUUAUCAAGUCGCCGCCGGUUCCCUACCUGCCGGCAGUCUUCCGUCCUCCGAACCCGCCGCCAGAUAGAGACGGGUGAGGGAAAGCAGGUGACAUGGCGGAUUGGACUUCGACGCACCGACUCUGGGAGAAGUGGGCAUCCAACAACGUCGGUUCCUCGGGUGAGCCACUGAAGGCGGCGUUGCUGCUCAACUACGACCCAAGCGCCCCUUCUCGCCUCUUGUCCCUCAUAGCAGAACAAGAGGGAACAGAUCUGAAGGCUGUUGACUUGAACCCAUUCAUUGACUUUGUCAAGCAAAACAAUCUCCAGAAGGAGUUUUUCUUUAUUGGUCCUGAACAAUAUUUAGUUACAUCCAUAUAUGAGCAUUGGUUUUGCGCUCGGUGCGUGAAUACACUCAACCCUGGUGGUGAAGGUGCCAUAAUCAUGCAGAUUGCAUCACAUCUACUGAUUGGCAUGUAUGAAGGUUCAAUUGGGGCCGCAUCGCUUGCAAUGGUGGCUGUCGAUCAGUUUGCAUGGCAAUUAUGUAGAAAAAGUCAUUGACCAAGUUCAAGUAAGACACAAGAUUUGGCUUGAUCACGCUUUAAUUCCUCUUAACUUUCUUAAUGGUGUAAAGGUAGAUAUGUUUAUCUUUUCAGUUAUAAAUGGUCUUCUGCAUGGUAUGUACCAAACCGAAGUUUAGACAUCAUACUUAUGUGUGGUGUUUCAAGGAAAACAUCUCGUGCCAGUCUUUGUUGAUAAAGAUGUACUUUGAUUGGGUUUAUGAGAUAAUUAGUGUGGCAUGUUUAAUUGUU